AUGAUUCAGGCCACCACCAUGGCUGCCUUCCCGCCUGCCGUACACGACCUUCUCGCCCUGGAGGGACUUCUCAGCCCGGAGGAGCGCCAGCUGAGGGACAAAGUCAGGUCGUACAUGGAGGCGAAUGUGGCGCCAGUGAUUGCGGACUACUGGGAGCGAGCCGAGUUCCCCCACCCGCUAGUGCCCGGGUUCGCUGCUCUGGGUCUGGCGGGGGGGGCCAUUAAGGGGUACGGCUGCCCGGGCUUGUCUAUUCUGUCCAACGCCAUGGCGGUUGUUGAGAUUGCCCGGGUGGAUGCCUCCAUGAGCACCUUCUUGCUCGUGCACUCGUAUCUGGCCAUGCUCACAAUUGGACUGCUGGGAUCGGAGGAGCAGAAGCAGGAGCUGCUGCCGCGUAUGGCCAAAUUUGAGUUGGUUGGCUGCUGGGCCUUGACGGAGCCCUCGAACGGCAGCGACGCCUCCGCCCUCACCGCCACCGCCACCAAGGUGCCAGGUGGCUGGAUGAUUAACGGGUACAAGCGUUGGAUCGGCAACGGCACCUGGGCGGAUGUGACGGUGGUGUGGGCCCGUAAUAAUCAAGAUGGCCAGGUCAACGCCUUUAUCGUACGCAAGGGCAACCCCGGUCUUCGCACCGCCAAGAUUGAGAACAAGAUUGCUCUGCGCUGUGUACAGAACGCCGACAUGACUUUCUCGCAGUGCUUUGUGCCGGACUCUGCCCGGCUGCCCGAGGUGACCAGCUUUGCGGACACCAACAAGGUUUUGGCCAUCAGCCGAAUCAUGGUGGCCUGGCAGCCCGUGGGCCUGUCUGUCGGUGUGUACGACAUGUGCUGCAGGUACGUCACUGAGCGGAAGCAGUUUAACACGCAGCUGGGGUCAUUCCAGCUGGUUCAGGAGAAGCUCGCCCGCAUGGGGGGCCACAUCCAGGGCAUGUGGCUGGCCUGCUGGCGUCUGAGCAAGCUGUACGAGGAGGGCCGCAUGUCACACGAGCAGGCUUCCUUGGUGAAGGCCUGGACCUCAGCUCGUGGUCGUGAGGUGAUGGCGCUGGGCCGGGAGCUGCUGGGAGGAAAUGGCAUUCUGGGGCACUUCCUGGUGGCCAAGUCCUUCUCCGACCUGGAGGCGAUCUACACGUACGAGGGCACCUACGAGGUGAAUGUGCUGGUGGCGGGGCGCCGCAUCACCGGUGUCUCGGCCAUCCGCGCCGCUUCACCCCCCAAGGGUCCCCAGGCCGGCAAGAAGGGCGCCAAGCAACAGCAGCAGGAGGCCGAGGCCGAGCGCAAGUAG
Volvox carteri f. nagariensis is the source of this 1278-nucleotide messenger RNA. RefSeq lists its product as uncharacterized. The coding region runs from base 1 to 1278 and encodes 425 amino acids. The transcript has 12 exons. Gene Ontology annotation, cellular component: peroxisome. Gene Ontology annotation, biological process: fatty acid beta-oxidation. NCBI's taxonomy places the organism in Eukaryota, Viridiplantae, Chlorophyta, Chlorophyceae, Chlamydomonadales, Volvocaceae. Gene Ontology annotation, molecular function: flavin adenine dinucleotide binding; acyl-CoA dehydrogenase activity. The record is from RefSeq and is a predicted model, not a curated record.